This is a messenger RNA of Cylicostephanus goldi, 287 nucleotides long. The record is from the annotation of a GenBank genome assembly. NCBI's taxonomy places the organism in Eukaryota, Metazoa, Nematoda, Chromadorea, Rhabditida, Strongylidae.
AUGCCUGAGGAAGUGCCAUCGGUACGCGCAUCGAGGCAAUUGAAGCAUACGUUGAAGAGGACGCUGCUGCGUGUGUCAGAGGAGCAGCUCGAUAAUCAUAAUCAGAUCCGUGGAUUUGAUAAGAGAGGAAAUGGUAGCUGUGCAAAAUUCUCUGUUUUGGGUGUUGAGAAUCCAGAAGGUGGUAUUGUAACAUCUACACCAGCCAUCCCCACAUCCUCCUACUCAAGAAGGUGGGUCGGCUGCUCUUACCGCUAUGGUGCAUCUCGUAUCUAUCAUGUUCAGUGACC